Molecule: messenger RNA, 1074 nt
Organism: Setaria italica (foxtail millet)
Lineage: Eukaryota; Viridiplantae; Streptophyta; Magnoliopsida; Poales; Poaceae
Product: auxin-responsive protein SAUR19-like
Exons: 1
Coding region: 97-543 (148 amino acids)
Biological process (GO): response to auxin
Source: RefSeq, a predicted model, not a curated record
UGCAAGCAACCCCCAAGUCUCCCAACUCCACGCAGCAAAGGCAAACCACUCACUCGAUCACCCCGAUCGAACUCGCGCACGCGCAGUGAGUCAAGCAUGUGCAAGGUCGUGAUCACGAUCCCGUCGCUCGUCUGGCUGCGCCGUGCCGUGCGGCGGUGGCGGUCGCGCACCUCCGGCAAGGGAGGAGCGGCGGACGCCGCGGCGGUGCCGGCGGGGCACGUGGCGGUGUGCGUGGAGGGCGCCGGCGCCGGCGGCGGCGGGUCGGCGGCGCCGAGGCGGUUCGUGGUGCGGCUGGCGCAUCUCAGCCACCCGGCGUUCCUGGAGCUGCUGCGGCAGGCGGAGGAGGAGUACGGCUUCCCGGCCGCGCCCGGCCCCAUCGCGCUCCCCUGCGACGAGGAUCACUUCCUCGAUGUCCUCCACCGCGUGUCCUCCUCCUCCUCCUCGCCCUACUCCUGCUGCUGCGGGCCGGCCGUCUCGCGGCGCGCGCGCGGCGACGCGCGGCCGCUGCUGCAGGGCAUGGCCGUGGAGAAGCUCGUCUGCUAAUCCGUCCUCAGCCGCCGCCGACCGAAUGAAUCGAAGACAAAUCUACAUUAGUCCACCGGCGAGCUGGUCUGCUGGUGAUUUGUUUGAAAUUUGAAUAGUGCAAGACUGCGAGCACACGCAUAUGCAAGUCGGCAGCGGCAGCUAGCGCGCGGGAAAAAGGAGAAAGAGACUCGCCCGGCUGGCGCGGCCGGGAAGACCGUGCGCGCGCGCGCGCGCACAGGCAGCAACAGCAAGCGCCGGGGCAUCGGAGUAAAGGUUGCGUCAUCCCGUGCUCUGCGUAAAGGCGGCGCCCCAACGGCGACGGCCGCGAGGGCUACUGGGGAAGGCACAGACAUCGUAAACACAGCAGCAGUUGCUGUAUGGGUUGUUUAGGAGCUGGUAGAUGGUAGUAGUGGAAAUUGAUUCAAAAGGGUACAUGAUGAUUUUUUUUGGUAUUCUUCUCUCUGUAAUAACUCUUAUCGAUUGGGUGUUAAAAAAUCUCGAUCGGUUCGCAAAUCUUUGCUGGGAAUAAACAAAGAAUUGUUCUGUGUA